AUGGCGGGCGAUGAUAUUUCCAUGGAAAGUAGCAAUCUGAAACGCCGAAAGAUCAGGAGUCUGCCAGACUCGGUGCUCCUCCAUAUUCUGUCCUUCCUGCCCAUGAAAGACACCGUGAGGACCGUGAUGGUCUCGAGAUUCCGUUGCCUCUGGACUUCUGCCCGCCACUUAUCUUUCGAUCACCAUGCUUACCACAACUGCAAGGAGGAGGACACUUUUAGAGUCAACGACAGAUUUGUGAAUUUUACCGACCAUGUGCUAAAUCUGCACGAGAACCCCACAAUCAAUUCGUUCCGUCUUAAUUUAAACUAUGCGGCUGACGUGUACCCCGAUGAUCCUCAAUAUGGGGGUGGUGCAACUGAGGAGACAAGAAGGUCGGACAAAAUCGAAUUCGAGGGUUUGACAAAGCUUGAUCUUGCACGAUCAGAUAUAAAACAUCUAACCAUUGUUUCCUUGUGGGAUUUGGAGCUAGUUUGUCCUAAUGUGAAGAUUCUGGAUAUUGCUGGGUGCACAAUGAAUGUCAAGGCAGUGGUUGUGCCGUUUCUCUGCUUUGGCUUCUGUCUUCAUUUGCUUGUUUUAUGCUUCAGUUCAAGAGAUAACGUCCUGGAUGAAGAGUAA
Molecule: messenger RNA, 618 nt
Organism: Rhodamnia argentea
Lineage: Eukaryota; Viridiplantae; Streptophyta; Magnoliopsida; Myrtales; Myrtaceae
Product: F-box protein At3g59000-like
Exons: 3
Coding region: 1-618 (205 amino acids)
Molecular function (GO): protein binding
Source: RefSeq, a predicted model, not a curated record